AGACAUGGUGGUGUACUGGACGGUGGUUUUGGCGACAUGGCUUUGCUCGAGCACAGUAGCCAUGGCAGAUUCCGGCCAUGAUCAGCCGCCCACAGUUCCAAUUUGCUCCAGAGAAGGAGCUCAUGACCGUCAGCUCAAUGCAGCGUUCCCUGAUUAUCCCACGGUGAAAUUCACCACCAACGGUUUUGUCACCAAAAAAUACUACAGGCAGUUCUUGAAAACCAUUCGAGGUCGAGUGGCAAAUGAGAGUGAUGCAAGGCAUGGAAUACCAGUAUUGCCUAAUCCAUCUGCAGUGUCCGAUUCGCAGCGAUUUGUUCUGGUGGAACUCUCAAACAAUGCAGAGGAUGUUGUGACGUUGGCCAUAGAUGUCACCAAUAUGUAUGUGGUGGCUUAUCGAGCAGAAGACGAGUCCUACUUCUUCCAAGAAGCUCCAGAUGUUGCAUUCACGGAGCUCUUCACAAGCACAAAUCAAAAUACCCUCACAUACUGUGGCAACUACAAAGACCUCCUAAGAGUCGCAGGUUUGAGUGAUUUGGACAGGGUUCAAGUGGGAAUGCAGGAGCUAGACACAUCUAUCAGCUUGUUGUUCCAUAGGUCUGGUGCGCACAUCGACCAAGAAAAGGUGGCUCGUUCUCUUAUAAUUUGCAUUUUGAUGAUUUCAGAAGCAGUGAGGUUUCGACAUAUUGAGCAAAGAGUAGCUGACACCAUAAGAAGUGAUAGCUAUGGAAGCUUUAGCCCGAACGGUGCGGUGAUCAGCUUUGUGAGAUCCUGGAGUCAACUCUCAAGAGGAAUCCAGGAGUCAAACGAAGAUGGAUCCUUCGGAGAGAUUCAAUUACAGAGAGCUGAUUAUUCCGGCCGUCUCACUGUGAGCGACGGGAUGCCUGAUCUAGUUUUCACUAUUGGGAUUAUGUAAUACAUUUGUGAAAAACCACAAACUCCUCGGUCUUCUCUACUUAUAAAUCCCGUUGUGAAUGCAUAUAAUGAUGGAACUUGCACAAAGGAAGAGGUCAAAGUACGUAUCAUCGGCCGAAACGGACUUUGCUCGACUGUAAAGGAUGGAAUUUUCGACUUGGGACAACAUAUAAUUUUGUCACCAUGUAGGUCUGCAAACACAAAUCAGCUAUGGACCUUAAAAAAAGAUGGGACUAUCGAGUCUAAAGGAUGGUGCAUAGCUUCUCUCGUGCCUCAAAUGGGAUUUAUUGUAUUUCUCAGUUAUUGCUAUCCUUUCCUAGGUCAAGAUCCUUACUGGCAAAUAAGGGACGACGGAACCGUCAUAAAUUCUGAAUCAUCACUUGCUCUAAGUGCAACAUCAGGAACCAGUGGUACCAUACUCACUGUAGAGGUCAAUAAUUAUUCCUCUCGUCAAGGAUGGCUCGCCUUAAUGAUUCGAAGCCUUUUGCUAGGUCCAUUGUUGGAUUUAAAGAUCUUUGCAUGGAAGCAAAGUCGAACACUGUGUGGUUAGAGGAAUGUGAAAGCAAGGUAGAACAACAAUGGGUUCUCUAUCCAGAUCGCACCAUACGACCAUAUUGGAGUCAAGACUUGUGCCUUUCCCACUAUAAAGAUCAAUUUGAUGACAUCAAUAUCAUCAAUAUUAUUUGUUGCAGUGGAUUAUCCCGUGAACGUUGGUUGUUUAGAAAUGAUGGAUCCAUUUUGAAUCCUUACACCGGAUUAGUCAUGAAUGUGAGAAGCUCAAGCUCCAAUCCAAGUCUUCACCAAGUAAUUAUGUGGCAAUUUACUGGAAAUCUCAACCAAAAGUGGUUUUCAUUGUUUUGAUUACUC
Malania oleifera is the source of this 1779-nucleotide messenger RNA. RefSeq names its product ricin-like. Gene Ontology annotation, biological process: negative regulation of translation. The record is from RefSeq and is a predicted model, not a curated record. Bases 5 to 913 code for a protein of 302 amino acids. Gene Ontology annotation, molecular function: rRNA N-glycosylase activity. The transcript has a single exon. NCBI's taxonomy places the organism in Eukaryota, Viridiplantae, Streptophyta, Magnoliopsida, Santalales, Ximeniaceae.